Molecule: messenger RNA, 911 nt
Organism: Lolium perenne
Lineage: Eukaryota; Viridiplantae; Streptophyta; Magnoliopsida; Poales; Poaceae
Source: RefSeq, a predicted model, not a curated record
ACUAAACACACUCCCGCCGCCCACCACCACCACCACCACCGACGCAGCAUGAAGGCCCUCGCCGGCGACAGCCCCACCUCCGCGCCGCUUCUGCAGGCGACCAAGAUCGCCAUCCCUGCUGCUGUCUCCUCCGUGGGAGGGGCCGCGGAGGCCGCGGUCCUGGGCAAGGGGCGCUACAAGGUGUGGGCCCUCGCCGCCAUCGCGCUCCUCGCGCUCUGGUCCAUGUCCGCCGCCUCCGUCUCCCUACGCUGGUCCGCAGGCGACCUCGCCGCCUUCGGCUCGGGGGACCUAGACGCGCCGCUCCGGGACGACCUCGACUCCCUCGAGAUGGAGGAAAGGGAGAAGCUGGUUGGUCGGAUGUGGGACAUGUACACGCGCACCAGCGACGAGGUGCGCCUUCCACGCUUCUGGCAGGAAGCGUUCGAGGCUGCCUACGAGGAGCUUGCUGGUGACGAUAUGCAGGUCCGGGAUGCGGCCAUCUCUGAGAUUGCUCGGAUGUCUGCCCACAGGCUCGAGCUUGAGCAGCCGGUGAAUGCAAACGAGGUAGAUGGUAAGGAUAACGUCAGGAAUAAUGAUCAUGGCGGAGUGAAGCUGUAGUUUCAAAACUGAAGAUGCAUCCUGUGCGCCAACAACAAAUACGGAGUAUAUCAGAAGUUGGACUUUGAAGCUUCGAUGUAAACUAAAAAAAAUUAUGGGAGGAUAAGCAAAAGCUUUGCAUGACAUAAAAUGUAAAUUGCCCCGGUAAAGCAUUGUUCUUAUGUCAUGCUUUGAUUUCCUAUGUAGUAACGUAGGAUACAUAGAAUCUAUCAUCUCUGUUCCAAACGUCUUAUAUAUUGGAACAGAGGGAGUAGCAGACUUGUACUACUGCUUUUGUAAAUGAAUGUUUUUCUAUGAGAAACCUUUUACCUUAA